Molecule: messenger RNA, 285 nt
Organism: Mycosarcoma maydis (corn smut)
Lineage: Eukaryota; Fungi; Basidiomycota; Ustilaginomycetes; Ustilaginales
Exons: 1
Coding region: 1-285 (94 amino acids)
Source: RefSeq, a predicted model, not a curated record
AUGGAGUACGAACCGGUCAACGAAGUCAAAGUCCCUAUGUUGCGCGGUAGCGACGACUACUUCGAGUGGGCUGACCGAAUGCGGUUCGCCAUGCUGGCAAAGCCGGAGCUCUGGUGGGUCGUCACGGGCGAGUUUCGUCGCCCCGAGAUGCGCAACGACGAGGUGACCAAGACUCGUAGCAGCUCCGCCGACGACAAGCUUGCCAGACAGCUUAAGCAUUGGGAGCAACGAAACGGUCAGGCAUUGUCAUUGCACGCAGCAUUGCACCCUACUUGUGGCAUCUGA